CAGCAGUUCAUGCACCCCUCCAGAGCUCCAAAUGGGACCCUUCAUAGAAAGGAGGAAAUGGCAGCCUGGCCCUUCUCUGGGCUUUGCAGUGGCUCUGAUCCAACUCUGUUCCAAAUGACCUUGUUUGCUGCUCUGUUGGCUACUGUUCUUGGAAACUGUGGUCCCCCACCUGAGUUAGCCUUUGCCUCUCAUAUAAACAAAUUGGACCAGACAAACUUCACAACCGGAACUACUCUGAGAUACGCCUGCCGGCCUGGGUAUAGUAGGUUCUCCUCCAAUCAGAAUGUUGUCUGUACAAGGGAUGGCACAUGGUUCUAUGAAGAUAACUUCUGUAACAAAAAACGGUGUAGAAAUCCAGGAGAUUUACCAAAUGGACAUGUGGAAAUUAAGACAGAUUUGUCUCUUGGAUCACAAAUAGAAUUCAGCUGUUCAGAAGGAUAUAUCUUAACUGGCUCAACCACUAGUCAUUGUGUAAUCCAAGAUAAAGGAGUUGAGUGGAGUAAUCCUUUCCCAGUAUGUGUAAUUGCCAAGUGUGAGCCCCCUCCAAAGAUCAGCAACGGGAAGCACAAUGGUGGAGAUGAAGAAGUCUACACGUAUGGCUCUUCGAUCACCUACAACUGUGACCCUCCCUUCUCACUCUUAGGCAAUGCUUCCAUUUCCUGUACAGUUGAGAAUAAAACAAUAGGCGUCUGGAGCCCCAGUCCUCCUACCUGCAAACAAAUCAUCUGUCCUUCACCAGACAUUCCACAUGGGAAGAUCAUCUCUGGAUUUGGACCCAUCUAUCAUUACAAGGACUCUAUUGUGUUAACCUGCCAGAAAGGUUCUGUCCUCAGAGGCAACAGUGUGAUCCACUGUGAAGCUGAUAGCAAGUGGAAUCCUUCUCCUCCCACUUGUGAGCUUAACAGUUGCAUCGACUUACCAGACAUUCCACAUGCUUCUUGGAUAGGGUACCCCAGGCCAAGGAAAGGAGAUAUGUAUCAGCCUGGGACUGUGUUAAGGUACCAGUGUAAUUCUGGCUAUAAACCUGAUACAAAUGAGCCUACAACUGUGACUUGUGAGAGAAAUUUCAGAUGGAGCCCAUUCAAAGGGUGUAAGAAGGUAUAUUGUCCAAGACCAGAGUUUGAAAAUGUUGUAAUCAUUCAACCUAAAGAAACUUAUUUCUAUGGUGAUGUAGUAUCAUAUAUGUGUCAUGACAACAAGAUGUUUUCAGCUGUAUGCAAAUCAGAUGGCACAUGGCAACCACGAAAGCCAUCAUGUGAUCACAAUUGCAAGUUUCCUCCUAAAAUUGCCCAUGGACGUUAUAAAUUGAAUUCAAAUUUCUUUGGAAGUGAGGCCACAUAUGAAUGCGAUGAAGGAUACACUCUGGUUGGAGAAGAGAAACUCUCCUGUGAUUUUUCACGCUGGUUACCAGCAGUCCCUCAGUGUAAAGCUCGGUGUCUGAAACCAGAGAUAGAAAACGGAAAGCUGUCUGUGGAUAAGGAACAGUAUACUGAAUCUGAGAAUGUCACCAUCAGUUGUAACUCUGGCUUUUUAAUGGUGGGUCCCCAAAGUAUUGCUUGCUCAGAAAACGCAACCUGGUAUCCACAGGUGCCCACAUGUGAAUGGGAGGUCCUUGAAGGCUGUGAACAAGUGCUCAAAGGCAGGAAACUCACACAGUGUCUCCCAGACCCAGACGCAGUGAAAAUGGCCCUGGAGGUGUAUAAGCUGUCUCUGGAGAUCGAGCUACUGGAACUAGAGAGAGACAAGGCAAGACAAUCAGUCCUGAAGUCAUCACUGUGA
Messenger RNA from Castor canadensis (American beaver), 1779 nucleotides. RefSeq names its product complement component 4 binding protein alpha (gene C4bpa). The record is from RefSeq and is a predicted model, not a curated record. NCBI's taxonomy places the organism in Eukaryota, Metazoa, Chordata, Mammalia, Rodentia, Castoridae.